UCAGCGACUUAUAGCAGGACUGCGGCGGACAUUCUUACACUGGGGGGAACUGACUUGGUGUCACUGACAUCCCCAGUGACACCAAUAGAGUGAUCAGUGCUAAUAAAAAGCACUGACACUGUAUUAAUGGCACUGCGCAGGAAGGGGGUAACAUGUGGGGCGAUCAAAAGGUUAACAGUGUGCUGUUUUGCUAUGUGGGCUGUGUGUGUGUCAAUGAAAGCACACUGCUUUGCUAUGUACUUUGGAGGUGCAGAGCCAUACAAAGCAAUGUGCAGGAGCUGAUAGGGGAGAGAACUGUAUCGUUUACAUACAGUUCUCUCCUUCCUUCGGUAAUGCUCUGUGAUCACCGGGUGCCAGCGAGUAAU
Staurois parvus is the source of this 365-nucleotide messenger RNA. The record is from the annotation of a GenBank genome assembly. Lineage: Eukaryota; Metazoa; Chordata; Amphibia; Anura; Ranidae.